UUCGCAUCAUCGCGACAGAUGUCGGUGAAUACAUCCUGUUCUCGACGCUGUCAUUCCAACUGAUACAGCGCACACACCAGAUACCGCUAUGCCAUUGCUGCAGCACAACAUCAAGCUCAACAGAUCUAAUGUUGAAGCGGCGGUACUCGACUGGGAUGAGGAACGAUUUCCGGACUGCGUGGACCAGUGCGAGGCGUUCGAUUUGAUCAUGUGCGUUCCUGUUUCUUCGUCCGGCAGCACGUAGCAGCUCCAACGCUGUUUCCAGAAUGGCAGAUGUGACUUACAACACGGCCUCAUUUCCAUCUUUGGUCCAGACCGUGAAAGCGUUGGUCAACAAGAGCCCGAACAAAACACCUCAGAUUAUCUUGGGAUACAAGGAGCGUGAUCCUGGUGAGCGUGAGUUGUGGGGGAUGAUGGAGGCUGGUGGCCUUCAUUUCCAGUCUGUAGGGCGAAUCGUUGGAAGCGGUGAAAAUGCUGUGGAGAUCUGGCAGAUGGCGUAGCCAUGGAGAAAUCCGUGGGAGAGAUUAGAGGCCAGAUCCUUGUUCUUCUUUCUCACUUCCAAUCGCCACCAGCAAGCCUGGUCGUGGAGAUCCCA
This is a messenger RNA of Mycena citricolor, 595 nucleotides long. Lineage: Eukaryota; Fungi; Basidiomycota; Agaricomycetes; Agaricales; Mycenaceae. The record is from the annotation of a GenBank genome assembly.